AUGAUAGCUGUUCAUGGAGGAGUUGCGUUCAAGCAUGCCAACUCGGCUUCUAAAUGGUGCUCUGAUUCGUUGAAAGGAGAUAGUUUUGAUGUGGUUGAUGCUGUGAUGAGUUUGGAAUCUCAUCCUUUUUUUAAUUGUGGAAAGGGCUCAAAUUUUAAUAAAUGUGGUUCAGUUGAAUGUGAGGCUUGCUUUAUGAGUACAGAAAAGAGCAGCUUCGGGGCCGUGGGGUCAUUAUCGAAAAUAGAAUUUCCAUCAAAGUUGGCUAAAAUCUUAGCGACACAUACUGCUAUUCCCGGCCUAGUUAAGCCUCAAGUUUUAGUUGGCCAAGGGGCAGAAGAGUUCGCCAGUGCGAAUGGCAUUGAACUGAUAGAUAAUUCAUUAUUGCGAACGCGUGGGGCAGAAGAAGAAUUCCGAAAAUCUUGUACCAUGUUGACCGAAAAUCGUUAUGAUACGGUCGGUGCUGUUUCUAUUAACAAUUCCACGGCGGAAGCUUGUUCAUCAAGUGGCGGAAUAUUGCUGAAACAUCCAGGUAGACUUGGUCAUACGGCUUCUUAUGGCUCAGCCGUUUGGUGCGAAAAAGCUGAGAAUUUUUUGCUUUCUGUAGCUGUUAGUGGUUGUGGAGAAGCUCUUGUAAGAACAAACUUUUGCAGAUCUGUGUCUUCCGAAAUAAAAAAAAGGAGAGAUGUAAUGAGUCCUGUGCAAAUUAUUUAUGAAUGGUUCAAGGAGAAUUUCACGAACUCUGCGGAAUUAGAAUAUUUCUCUACAGAUCAUUUGUAUGCUGGCGGAGUAUUGCUACUACAGGAAGAAAAUUCGAAGGAGCUGUUGAUGGGCGUAGAAGAAUUCAUAAAAAAUGAAAUUGAAGGAGAAUCUGAAGAGGAAAACCCAAAGUUCAUCUUUGAUAUACCUGAGAGAGAUGAUGAUUUGCUGUUAAAAAAUGACGAGUUUUAUUACGUUAAGAGACUGUUGGAGCCAAACGAGUGUUUUCAACAACUUGAUGCUUUCGAAGUGAAGUUCCACUCCACGUUUGCGAACGACAAAUGGAAACUCUUGAGUGAUUAUUUCCCAGCCUUCUUUGCGUUAGCUAGAAGUUCUUCUCAAUACGAUGGACAGACAUUGGACUACUGGUCGAAACGCUUGAAAGCUAUUGAACUGCUACUUGCUUGUCAUCAAGUCCUGUAUAAAGAUGUCGUGUGCAGCAUAAAACAAUAUUUAGAAACAGAUUUCUCAACAUAUGGAAUCAUUGUGUGUAGAAGGAAUGGAGUUCUCAUGUUGCUAUACUUACUAAACAGAUUAACAUUUCUUCUGGAAACUGAAAACAUUUGUCGGGAGAGAAGCCAGGGUAAAAAAGGAAGAGGAAAAACAGAGUUGGAUCCCGAAAUGACCAAAUGGAUCUUACUAAGAGUCAAAAUUAUUGAAGCUUGUGUGGCAUAUUGUAACAUAUCUGUUUUUGACAGAGAAGGAAAGAAAAGAGAAGGAGCGUUAUGCUACUUCUGGAGGAGUAGGGUGGUGGAUAAAUCUAUCAUAAGAAUGAUGACGGAUAUGAUUCUGAAAUUUUUGGAACAUCCCGAAAACAUCAGAGCUUCUGCCAAACCUUGGCUAACGCAUGUUUUUAAACUUUGUCGAGCAGUGUGUGUGAGAUUCGAUUGUUAUACACGUCUAGCUGCUGCACUUGUUCAAAAAAGCUGUCAGCUAGAAUUUCUUAGAGAGAGCACCACGCAUGUUUUUCCUUUUGUGGAACCAUUGGUUGUUGUUUCUCAAAACAAUGAUAUGGAUGUUGUACUUUCUCAUAUGUUCAAUAUGAUUGGACAAUUCGAUCAGAAAGAAAACAUUCAAAACCUAAGACCAAUUGCUUUGUUCAUUCAAACUGUUGCUGAAAAAGCUCCUAAAGUACUACUGAAACAUUUGAUCACUAUAUCAACAUACUUACGAGACGAUCCGAGCCAGCUCAGAUCUGCUGCAUUAUCAGCUAUUGCAGAUCUGCUCUGUAGUGAUUUGUUCUCGGAACCAUCAUGUCACCAGUCUACAAGAUUAUAUGAAGCUAGAGAUAAACUCUUCGACCGACUUCUGGACCAUUUGCUUGACCAAAAUGCUCCCGUGAGAUGUAAAGCUGUACAUCUAUGGGCAAAAUUGGCUGAGAGAGGGAAAAUCCCAACACAUAUGUUCAAGAAAUGUGUCAUUUCGCGAAUAGGGAAGAGAUUGUUGGACAAAUCGGUUAAUGUUCGUAAAGCAGCCGUUCAUUUUCUAUCAGUUUUCCUAGUACACAAUCCGUUUGGUCAUGAUUUCUCUCUAAAUUUGCAUAUGCGGGAGCUGAUGAAGUUGGUGAAAAAACGGCAGUCUAUGAAAGCGGUAGAUCCAGUUAUGGAAAGAUUGGCUAAUGCCAGUCAAAAGUAUGACGACAUGGAACCAGAAAUAAAAACUCAUCUGGAGUUUUGGCUGAAUCAUUACAUCAAUGAAAACUCUUCCGAUAUCACAGAGGAAGUGGAUGAGAGUUACCCAAUGAACGAAGUGUAUUGCGCUGCUAUGCUCCAAAUCGUGAACAGUCCAAAAGAUUCAAUAAAAGUUUUGUUCGAAUUGAUGAGAAAAAAUUUCUUUAAGACGGUCAAGAUAUGGGAAAACGAAACUAUGGAAGAGAAUGUAGAUCGACUGUUCGCUGAGUUUAGAGAAUCGUACACACGUUUGCUCACCACCGCAGAAAAAGAAGAUAAUGCAAUACAGUUGGAAACAGAAGAGCGACAAGAAGAUUAUGUCAGCAAACUAGAGAGGUUGAAUUCUAGUAUAGAUGGGCUAUCAGAAAAAAUAGUGGUAGAGUUAGAACUUGAAGAAUGUGUUCCGUUGGCCCUCCGUGCGGUUGUGAAUGGUGAUCUAGCAGAGAUGAGGGAAGGAAUUCGUUUUGUUGUUGAAUGCAAAAAUUUCAUGAUCAGCGGUGCGGAUAAGGCUGUACGCAUCCUGUGUUCUUUGAUAUGGAGACAAAAUAACGACGUGAAAAAAGAAGUUAUAGAAGCAGCAUCCAAGAUGUUUUUGAGUAGUAACAAAAAUCCAGAAAUUCAAAAAGUGUCUACAGCCUCGAACUUAUUGAGCGUGGUUCAAGGGAUGGAAGAAGAGGAACGUGGUUGCAUUGAGGAGGUUAUUUCACAUUUAGCUGGUUCUAUUACUCCUGGAGUCUACGAUCAUAUUUGGAGUAUUUUCGAUAAACGUCCAGGUCCUAUCAAACUCGUUGCUAUUCGUCUUCUCGCUAUUUUGGCAAAAUCUGGUCGAACCAUUCUCAGAAAACGCUUCAGAAGUUUCCAAAAAGUUAUUAGAGAUCCUGAUGUAGAGACUAGUGUGAAAGCAGAAGCUCUUCAAGCUAUUGCCAAUCUUGCUUCUGAUCGUUCCGAUGAUAUAAGUGAGCCGUUCCGUAUCACUCAGACUGAUUCUUUGUUCUCUACCUUAGAAACGUUCUUAUACUCCGAACUUCUAUGUGUCAAUACCAAAACGGAGUGGUACAACAUCAUGAGGAAUUGUGUUUAUAUAUAUUUUAAUAUAGCUAAAGAAACAUCAGAAGUUAUAGGAAAAGUAAUGGGGAAGGUUUUAUUAUAUAACAAACGGAUGAGUGAAUGGGUAAUGUAUUACGAGAAUGCGGUCUUGGAAACAAGUGAUCCUGAUACAUUACUCAAACUGGAGAAGAAAAGGAGUUAUUUCACUAGACUGUUCUCCCUUGUCACAGAACGUACUCUCUCCAUGUGUGGGGAGAUUGCUUUCCGUUGUGUUGUUUUCGCCGACAUAAGUUUUUGUAAAGAAGCUCGUCGUUACCCAUCAUUGAUCUCCAAAUAUCAUCAGGGUGAAGUUAAGUCUCAGAAAGCUCAUUGGAGGGCCCUGAAAGAUUUCGAAUUGCGUUGUGCACUUCGUCGAGGUCUUUUCGAUUUCUCUUGCGAAAAAACUGAGGGUUCCGGUACUACUGAUGAAGAAAGAAUACGAAUCAGAAGUGAUAAAAUAUUAGAGCAUAAAGUGUGGAAAAAUGGACGUAUUUUAUCUCGUCUUCUUCCUUUUGUUGUAUAUUGCCUCCGCGCUAACAAGAGUCCCCCUAGUGUGAGGAAUGCAGCAGCUUUGGCAUUCACAAAGUUUAUGCUUGUUAGUCGCGAGUUAAGCGAAAAGGGCGCUGAAGUAUUUUUCUCUCUGUUAACAAACUCUGAAUGGGCUUCUCUUAGAAAUAACCUAAUGAUAGCGUUAGGAGAUCUUUGCUUCAGAGCUCCCAAUAUGGUCGAAAAGUAUGCAACAGAUGUUUAUUCUAUGACAAGUGAUAAAUGCCCGGCUGUUAGAGAAACGGCUCUUUUGGUAUUAUCUCAUUUGACCAAUAACCAGAUGCUCAAAUUGCGGGGAACAGUCGCUGAUGUUGCCAAAUGUUACCUGGAUGAUUCUCCUACUAUUCGAUGCCUCGCUAGAGAAUUCUUCAGCUCUUUGAAUGAAAAAGGUAGUUUCGUCUACAACCUCAUGCCGGAUUUCAUUUCUAAGUUGUCUCGUUGCAAUCGAGAAGUUAACUUGAACGAAUUCAAAGAAAUUAUGGGAGAGCUUCUCGAUUUGGUGAAAGACAAACACGCAGAUCCAUUAAUAGAAAAAGUUUGUCAAAGAUUUGAACUCGCGAAAACAAAUGAAAGAAUGACUCAAAAUAAACACCUGCCUUACUACUUUUCCUUCUGUAUUUCUAAGCUUUCUCUCAGCGACAAAUCACUGUAUAAGAUGAGAGACGCUCUUCCAUGCUUCGCACCAUUCUUGAAAGACAAACUGAUUUACAAUGAUUUCGCAAGUUGUGUGCAACUUCUGGCCAAGAAUACUAAAAGUAUAGAUGUUAAGGUUGAUGCCGAAGAUCUAGAGAAUCAAUUCCGGAGAAUUAACGAAAAAGGUCAACGAGCUUCCGAUUUUGAAAAGAAAGGGAGUCUUCGUUCUAAACCUAAAAGAGCGGCUGUUGCUAUAUCCAAAACACGAGUAAAACCUAAGAGAGCAAGGGUUCGUUUUAGUUCGGAUGACGACGAAUAA
Messenger RNA from Auanema sp. JU1783, 5010 nucleotides. The record is from the annotation of a GenBank genome assembly. Lineage: Eukaryota; Metazoa; Nematoda; Chromadorea; Rhabditida; Rhabditidae.